This is a messenger RNA of Salvelinus namaycush (lake trout), 900 nucleotides long. RefSeq names its product endothelin receptor type B-like. Gene Ontology annotation, molecular function: endothelin receptor activity. Gene Ontology annotation, biological process: enteric nervous system development; vasoconstriction; G protein-coupled receptor signaling pathway. The record is from RefSeq and is a predicted model, not a curated record. The transcript is spliced from 4 exons. The annotation marks the transcript as partial. Gene Ontology annotation, cellular component: membrane. NCBI's taxonomy places the organism in Eukaryota, Metazoa, Chordata, Actinopteri, Salmoniformes, Salmonidae.
AUGAGGUCAUCAGGACUACUACUGUGUGUACUGGCUGUAGCGACGGCGUCCUCCCGGUUCCCCCGUGACACGUCAUCUCAGAGCCCCAGGGUCAUUACGGAGGAGACCAACCCCCCCAACCUUCUCCUGGACACUCUGAACCCCAACAGCUCCCUCCCUGUCCCCCCUCUCCCUCCCGCCUUCCGACCACGCCCACCAGGCCCCUACCCCCCCAUGUGUAUCAAGCCCACAGAGAUUAAACAAGCCUUUAAAUAUGUGAACACGGUGGUGAGCUGUGUGAUCUUGGUGGUGGGGAUGAUCGGUAACUCCACCCUAUUAAGGAUCAUCUAUAAGAACAAGUGUAUGAGAAACGGACCCAACAUUCUGAUUGGCUCUCUUGCCUUGGGGGAUCUUCUCUACAUCCUCAUCGCUAUCCCCAUCAACGUCUUCAAGCUGAUAGCAGAAGACUGGCCGUUUGGGGUUCAUGUUUGCAAGUUGAUGCCCUUUAUCCAGAAGGCUUCAGUAGGAAUCACUGUCCUCAGCCUGUGUGCCCUGAGCAUCGACAGGUACCAUGCGGUGACGUCGUGGAGUAGGGUGAAGAGGAUAGGGAUCCCUCUGUGGAAGGCUAUGCAGGUCACAUUCAUAUGGCUGGUAGCUGUCCUGCUGGCUGUUCCGGAGGCUGUGGCCUUUGACAUGAUGGAGAUGCCUUACAGAGGCAGCAAGCUACGAGUCUGUCUGUUACACCCCCAGCAGAACACUGCUUUUAUGAAGUUCUACCAGGAUGUGAAGGACUGGUGGUUGCUAGGGUUCUAUUUCUGUCUUCCUCUGGCCUGCACCGGCGUCUUCUACACCCUGAUGUCCUGGGGGAUGUUGAGCAGGAAGAAGGGCAUGAGGAUUGCUCUCAACGACCACAUGAAACAG